AGCCCGUCUGUAUAGAUUAUGCCUUCAAAUAGCGACCUUACUCUUUAUUGGCCAAUGAGCAUAGGCUCUAGUACUCUAUUGGGCCUUGAAAAUUAGAUAUUUCCAUAUGAUUGGUCGCGGGAAAUACACGUCGAUUUAAGGCUUCCGUAUUAUUGGUCUGCACGGGCACGCUUCAAUUCUUCAUUGGUCCAUACGAUUUUGUGCGGUCUAAUGAUUGGUGGAUUAAUGUAAAUACUUGCAAUUAUUGGUGUAACCUGAUCCCGCAGCCGCUCAGUUAUUUGCGACGCCUGUUUUGCGACUGUCGGUGCCGGUAGCUGUGUGAAGUAGGCCAUUGAAAUUGUCUUUCGCCGGGGUUGAUUUUUCCUUCACUUGGACGGCGUAGCGGUGUGCGGCCAGCAUGUGAGGCCUGGCGAAGGGACAGGAACGGUUGUACCUCAGUCGGGUGAUAUGAGCGAAGACUGAGCGGCGGCGACGGACGUUGAGAGAAGGGCAGCCCGGGCACUAUGACAGUCUUCAGGCUGACGACGCAGGCCUACUGCAAGAUGUUACUGCACGCCGCCAAGUACCCGCACUGUGCCGUUAAUGGCAUCUUGGUGGCCGAGAGGCAUAAGAGAAAAGAGGGCCAGCCCGUGCUCUUCGUGGACUGUGUUCCCUUCUUCCACGGCACCCUAGCACUCGCACCCAUGCUGGAGGUGGCUCUCACUCUGGUGGAUUCUUGGUGUAAGGAAAAUAACUAUGUAAUAGCUGGAUACUACCAGGCAAAUGAGCGAAUGAAGGACAGCAGUCCAAACCAGGUUGCUGAAAAGGUCGCUUCUCGAAUUGCUGAAAGCUUCAGUGAUGCAGCCCUUAUUAUGGUUGAUAAUCAUAAAUUUACAAUGGACUGUGAAGAACAAUCUAUUGUAGUAUAUGAACAUCAUGAAAACAAGUGGCGAUGCAAAGACCCAAAUACAGAUUUCUGUGAAGAUUGGUCAGAGGUGCAGCGAAUCACAACCUGUCUACUGGAUGGUAAAUCCUAUGACUCCUUGGUGGAUUUUGAUAACCACAUGGAUGAUCUCAGGAAUGAUUGGACAAACCCAGAGAUCAACAAAGCUGUCCUCCAUUUCUGCUGAUUCACCGUUAUGUGAAUAUUCUUGGGCAUUCUCUUGACAAGUGGAAAUGUGCAGCUGCCUUUGGCUGUAAUGCGUUACCCUUUUGAAUGUGAAGUCUGAACAGUAAAAUGAAAGUCAAAACGUUGAGCACUCCAGUUCACUGCCAAGAGGUAUCAAGAUUUUCAAAUCUCCUGAUAAUUGAGCCAUGGGUCUCUUUGGCUUCCUCAGGAAAACAAGAUUUGCAGUCAAAUUGCCCUUUCUUUCUGUUAAAUCAGUUUUUGGAUAUUUCUAAAGAUGUGAGUUAUUGUGUAAUUUGAAAAGAAUUCAUCAGUUGUUAACACUGUAAGAAUAACUUGUGUUUAAACAAUUAUUUGAUUAAAUCAAUUUAAACAGCUCUUGACAAUAGCUGUAGUUGAUAUUUCUCUUCAGUUGCUAAUGCAGUUCCUCCAAUAUUUAGGCAUUUGAUCCUCUUGAUUUACACAGGUAAGUGUGCAAACUUUCAGUUGAGAAAAUAAGUUUGAGAUUUAGGGCUUUGGACAAACUAAAUGAUUACAUUUCAAAGAGAUUUCACUUGUUCUAAAGCAUUUUUGGCUUUUUUGAGUUCUGUGAAAGAAAGGUUUUGCGUUAAUCAUAUCAGUAACAUUUUGAGGAAUCCAUUAAUUUGAAACUGAUCCUUUGUAUAACAGCAUUCUAAUUGGAAAACAAAUCUUUAAAUUGCAUUCAAGUACCUGACAUGAUAUCUUGAACAUCUGAUUCUUGAUCCUUGUAGUCCAUGUAUUCUAUCAAAUGUUUUAAAGGAGUGAGUAAGAAUGAUUUGUCAUGAAAUGUUCAUAACUUUUUGAAAUUCUCAUAAUUCAUUUAAUUUGGAUUUGUUUUAUUACAUCCAAGCUUUCAGUUAGUAAACCACUGAUCUUGAAAUUACAAAUCUGUGUGCAACCUAGUGUCUGUAAACUUUUCAUAAACUAAUAUUGUACAGUAUAUUUCCAUUUGCCGUCUACUUGGGAUCUGAGAUAUGCAAAUAAGUCACCAUAUUGUCAUUAAUCUUUUUUGGUUACGGUGCACAAAAGUUGUUCUUCAUUUGUUAUCCCCACUGAUGUUCCCAAAUUUUUAAAAACUGCAAAAUAAUUCAAAGCUUAGUAUUUCCAUUGGAGGGCGCUUGAAUUUCUGUUUGGGUAAUGAAAUAAUUACUUUUUUCAUGAUUAUAAUUGCUUACCGAAGCGUGUUAAAAUGUGUUUGACUAUUCUGGUUCUGAAGUUGACCUGUUGUUCAAUUAGUCACAUACUACCAUAUUUUUCACAGUACAAUAGUUUCUGACUGAUACGAAAAACUCUUGUACAUUUUUGUGAAUGUAUAUUCUGCAGCUAAGCUACAAUCAGCCUCAGCACCUCUGGAAGGAGAAACAGUUAACAUUCUUUUCAAAGAUCUUUCAUCACAUAGUUCUUUAGCUCGACAUAUGAACUUUUUCUCCCCCCCUACAGGUGCCCUGGACCUUAAUUUUUUAUUCAAGAUUUUCACUGCAUUUUUUUUUAUUCUUUCAAGCCUUAGUUUAAAUCUAGUCAAAAUUCCUUUCUUUUAGUUCUGAGCUGUGUACCAACAAACAUUCUUGUUCAGGCUUGGAGAUGAGAUGUUAGCAUUGAGAGGAAAUCCAAAGCUACAAAUAGGUAAUAAAAACAAAUUAACUGAAUUUUUCCACCAAAGUAAAUUUAUGUUGGUUCCUUAUUUCCUAAAGUAUGUUCCAUGGAGAACUGCAGUCUGCUUGGAUCAGUUAACAUGGUUUUUGCUCUGCAAAAGAAAAGUAUAUUUUGCUCUUUUAUUAUGUUGUGAUUCAACAUGGUGAGAAGAUUUUAAUGCAUCUUUACAGAGCAGGAGCCAAAAGAAACUGGUUGCAUCUCAUCUUUCACCUGCUGAAAGAAGCAAUUGUCAUUCUUCUUUUCUUCAUCUCCCUCCCCCCCCCCCCAUUGAUUCUUCCAAGAUUGUCCUCAAAGCAGUUGCCAGAAGAUUUUAUUUGAAAUUGGGUCACAGAUCAGCUGUGAUCUCAUUGGGAUAAUGGUUUAAGGGUCUAAUUUGCCUGUGUCUAUUCCUUUUGAAGUUUUCAUAGUUUGUACUUUGUUCUAACCACUUAAAUCCACUAUUUACAAAAAGAAAAUGUCAUUUAAAUGUAAAUAUUACUGUUUAAUCUCAAAGGAAUACUUUAUUCUUUAUAACAAAGGCUUUAAGUUUUGGUAGGGUAACAAUGGGAGACAAAUUGCCAUAUAAAACUUUUGAAAUUAUUUUCAAAAACUAUCUUGAAUGAGUACAGUAAUGUCUGUUAAACAUAACGUUCGUUAUGUUAAAUGCGCUGUAGCAUGAAAGACAAACUAGGUUGAAGUGGGUAAGAAAAAAUGCUUAAUAGCUUAAGAGUACAAAGCUGAAACUGCAAGGGGAUUGUAUAUGGUUACAGUCAAUGAUUCGAUACUACUGAUUCAAAGCAUUUAUCCUUUCAUCCUUUUCAGGUCCGGACUGACCUGAUUCUAAUGUUAUGUAAUUUUCAUUUCCAGCAUUUGAUUUUCAUCUAAUAAAAAUACAAAAUAUUUUCAGAGCAGCCUUUUUUUUCCUAAAUGAAGUUUGAUUAUUGCAGCUCAGGAAUAAGAUUUUACUGGUGCCUUGCAAGAGCUACCCAUCCUCCUUGACUUUAGCAACCCUCAACGGAACAAUGAGCAUGGGCAACGUAAAAGAGCCAUUUAAACUUUGGGCCACAGUCGAUGGUAUUCUAAAGUUUUUUUUCAAUUAAUUGCUCGAACUUGCUGUGAUACUUAAUCUCUUUAUCUGAGGUGUAAUUGCUAUUUAGUUCAUUAAAGCUGAUUGUUUCUCCUACAACUUGCCUAUUCUGAUGGUAACAGACCCCACACAGACAUGGAGAGAAUAUGCAAUCCCCAUAUGGCCAACAGCCAAACGCAGGGUUGAAUCUAGAGCUUUGCUGCAGCAGUAACUGCUACAUCUACACUACGCCGGAUAAUUUUGAAAACGCCGGUUUCGAGUAAAAACGACAGGCGUCCACACUACUUAGUGUGCGUUUGUCCAGUUACAGAGUAGAAAAACUUUAAAGGAAUUGCUCUUGGCUCUCGCGUAGGACUUAAAAACACGAAUACCGGAGCGUAUGGAGGCAACUGACAGGGAGUUCACGGACAGUAUGACCCAGCUGACAUCGAACAUUGAAAAAACUG
Molecule: messenger RNA, 4291 nt
Organism: Mobula hypostoma (lesser devil ray)
Lineage: Eukaryota; Metazoa; Chordata; Chondrichthyes; Myliobatiformes; Myliobatidae
Gene: emc8
Product: ER membrane protein complex subunit 8
Exons: 5
Coding region: 504-1109 (201 amino acids)
Cellular component (GO): EMC complex
Source: RefSeq, a predicted model, not a curated record